Giardia duodenalis is the source of this 855-nucleotide messenger RNA. RefSeq names its product CDP-diacylglycerol-glycerol-3-phosphate 3-phosphatidyltransferase. The record is from RefSeq and is a predicted model, not a curated record. The transcript has a single exon. Gene Ontology annotation, molecular function: CDP-diacylglycerol-glycerol-3-phosphate 3-phosphatidyltransferase activity. Bases 1 to 855 code for a protein of 284 amino acids. Gene Ontology annotation, cellular component: membrane; mitochondrion. Lineage: Eukaryota; Fornicata; Diplomonadida; Hexamitidae. Gene Ontology annotation, biological process: glycerophospholipid biosynthetic process.
AUGGUUAAUCUUCAAUACUUCAGGAUGAAGGGGCUCCGCAGGCUGGUGAAGCAGAUACCAAACAUCCUCUCACUCUCGCGCAUACCGUUGCUCUUCUCCAUCACAGCGUGUCUCUUCGCCAAGUUUCCGAGCCGCUAUGCGGUGUCUUUUACUCUCUGUGUUGUGGCAUCCAUAACAGACUACUUAGACGGUGCUACAGCGCGCAAAUUCAACGCGACGUCCGACUUUGGCAAGCUCUUUGACGCCCUCUGUGAUAAGAUUCUAACGGUCGGCAUUUUCAUCAGCUUCAUAGCCACUGGGAUCUACCCUCCGCUGUUCGUGUUCCCAACGCUAAUAGUCCUCAGCCGAGAAUUUCUGGUAACGGGCUUGCGGAUGAUAGCUGCAUCCCGUGGGGUAGUCAUGGCAGCCGAAAGAGGCGGGAAAGUGAAGACGGCAGCGCAGAUGUUUGCCAUCUGUGCCAUCCUUUUCUCCUACACGCUGGAAGAAGCUAAUAUGAGUGAUGGAGGGCUUCUUAACACUAUCCUAUACAUGCUUAUCAAACCCAUCCGCUUGGCCUCCCUGGUGAUGUUUCUGUUCAGUUCUGUCUUGGCACUCAUGAGCGGUUAUACAUAUCUCCGGAAAUAUAGCUACCUGAUCUCUGAUCCCUCCAUCAACUGCACUACAAGUCGCUCUGCUGCUCCCAAUCCAGCAGUGGGUCGAGCAGCCUCACCAGCCUCUAAGCCCUAUGACAUCAUCAGCUCGAGCAAAGCAAGUUCGAGACCAAGCAGGGCUUCCGCCGUCUCCAUAAAGCCAGAAGCGUCUGACCCCAUCUGCAGUCCUGCUCUUCCGGCCCCACCUCCACCAAAAUUUGAUUAA